Molecule: messenger RNA, 815 nt
Organism: Syzygium oleosum
Lineage: Eukaryota; Viridiplantae; Streptophyta; Magnoliopsida; Myrtales; Myrtaceae
Product: mitochondrial import inner membrane translocase subunit TIM23-1
Exons: 2
Coding region: 92-655 (187 amino acids)
Biological process (GO): protein import into mitochondrial matrix
Cellular component (GO): TIM23 mitochondrial import inner membrane translocase complex; mitochondrial inner membrane
Molecular function (GO): transmembrane protein transporter activity
Source: RefSeq, a predicted model, not a curated record
CCCCGCCUCUCUCUCUCUCUCUCUCUCUCUAUCUCUCCAACCCUAGCUGUCUUUCUCUCUCUGUCUCUCUCUCUGUCUGCGCGUGUUCGCCAUGUUGACCUCGACUCCGAGCUCCGCCGACCCGCCGGAGGGCCCGAGGACCCGGCCCUACGACCCGUACCGGGACCUCCACGCCCCGAUCAGGAGCCUCUACGACCUCCCCACCUCCCCGGAGUACCUCUUCCACGAGGAGGCCCUCAAGCCCCACCGCUCCUGGGGCGAGAACCUCCAGUACUACACCGGCUCCGGCUACCUCGCCGGCGCCCUCGCCGGCGCAGCCAAGGGCACCCUCGACGGGGUCAGGUCCGCCGAGCCCGGCGACACCCUCAAGCUCCGCGCCAACCGCGUCCUCAACGCCGGGGGCCAGGCGGGCCGGCGGCUCGGGAACUCGCUCGGAAUCGUCGGGCUGAUAUUCGCCGGGCUGGAGAGCGGGCUGCUCCAGUGGAGGGGCACCGACGACGUGUUGAACAGCGUCGCUGCCGGGUUGGGCACGGGUGCGCUUUAUAAGGCGGCAGCAGGGCCAAGAUCGGCAGCAAUUGCUGGGGCAAUUGGAGGGAUUGCGGCGGCGGCGGCAGUUGCUGGGAAGCAGGCUGUGAAAAGAUAUGUGCCAAUAUGAGACGUGAGGAAUUGCCGAAUUGUUUUUAAAUUAUGUUUUUUCAGUUGGAUUUGCGACGGUUAAAUUCAUAAAAUCACUGGUUACAUGGUGGAUGUAUCCAAUCUGCUGACUUGGCCAUUAUUCAUUGGUGGUGCUUACCAAUCAAUGGAAAUUUUGGGAA